Molecule: messenger RNA, 789 nt
Organism: Ectocarpus sp. CCAP 1310/34
Lineage: Eukaryota; Phaeophyceae; Ectocarpales; Ectocarpaceae
Source: the annotation of a GenBank genome assembly
AUGCACCGGUCCAGCUCGGCACGCAGCCACGCUGCUGACCACUAUGAAGCCCGGUUUCCAGGCCACCGGAGGAAGGGCGGGGCCAGCGGCUUCAAGGGAGGGGAGAGACGGAGAGGGCUGGGGGAAUGCUACCGAAAUGGCGACACCUGGGGUCGGAGUCGAGGUCGCCUGCCGCUAGGUCAACACGGGACGUCGUUUCAGAGAGCAGCCGGGCGUAUGAAGGAUGCCGAGGAGUGGUUUCGAAAAGCGUUGAAGGCUCAGGAGACCGGUGGACUUACGUCAAGCCAUCAGGCCGUCUUUGUAAUGGUCGAAUUGGGGGAGUGUGCGCAGAAGGUGGGGCGUUAUCAGGAGGCGGAAGCGUGGUUUCAGCGAGCGCUGGAGAUCGAGGAGGCCAUGUUGGAGCCCGCCGAUGUCCAGGUUGCCUAUUCGCUGCGCGCCAUGGGUAAAUGUAAGCAGGAAGCGGGAAAAUUUGAGGAGGUGGAAGCGUGGUUUCAGGGAGCGCUUAGGAUCAAGGAGGCCAAGUUGGGGCCGGUUGAUGUCCAUGUUGCCUACACGCUAUACCAGCUGGCUCUGAGUGUGAGGAGGGCGGGGAGGCCGGGGGAUGCAGUGCCGUUGUUUGAGCGAGCGCUAGAGAUCAAGGAGGCCAAGUUGGGGCCCGACGAUGUGAGGGUUGGCUACACGCUGCACGAUCUGGCUGUAAGUGUGCGGGAGGCGGGUCGGCCGGAGGAUGCAGAACCGUUGUUUUAGGCGGGCCCUUGAGAUCAGGGAGGCCAGGGUUGGGGCCCGACG